CCGGGGUGGCGGGGACCAACCAGAAACCAAAACCAGCGAGAUUUCUUCCGGCGGAGAUUGUGGCCUUGUGGGGGGAAAACGGAGAUCGUCGGUGUAGAAGUUGCGGAGACUUUGGGUCCUGAUUUCUCUGGACUUUCAAUUGCUCCUUCACCCAUCUCUGUAAGUCGAUCGCUUUCAUUUCUCUCCUUUUCUCGUUAACCCUAAAAAAUCAAAUCAAAUUCCCGCCAAGUUCUUCUUUCUCUUUCUCCUCGUCUGAGCCGCUGGUUGCUUAACUGUACCGGAAUCCCUAUGGCUGCUUGCUGAAGCUUGUCCCUUUGUUGUUGUCCAUAAUCGUUCUCCGUUCUCUGAUUCCAUUUCCGACGAAUUAUGGUUGACGAAGACGACUACUGUUUUUUUGCUGGGUGCUUAUUUUCAUUCUCUUGCCUGAGAAAAUUCGGCUGCUUUUGCAUUUUACUUUACACGGCGGAGCGGCAUAGAAAGAUGAAGCAGAAAUUAAGGGAAAUAGGGUACAAAUUUCCUCUUUUAGCAUCAGUAAUUGCUUCGGGGUUGAUCCUUGCACGAGCAUGGCGAAGGCAUUGUAGUUUAUGGAGACUGCAUUAGAUUGCAGUCCUGCAUGGUGGUGUCCCACAAUGCAUUGUUGGUUCGGAUUGCUUAUCAUCGUGCACCACUGGUUCGCCUAGGCAUCGAGAUCUAGACAUAGAAUAGCUCGAUUAUCUUGUUUCAAUAAUGUAAGUUAGAUAGCAUCCAAUUGCUAAUUACACUUAUUGGCAUCCGGAAAGGGAAGUACAUAGCUGCCAUUAUGUUCCGGGACAAACUUGCACAGUUAGAAUUACUGUUUGUUUCUGUUACUUGUGGCAAAUUGCAUCGGAUGGCACUUAAGUGACCCUUAGUUCAGGUGUAUUGGCUUGAUCAGAUAAGCUAUAAGGAUUUGUGGUUUGUCUUAAACUUGAAACUUCAGCAACUGACUUUUUGUUAUUAGGAUUCUCUUUUACUGCCUCAAUAGGACUUAAUUUGGUUUCUGAUUUUGUAUGUUGGCUUCAGUCAAGUUUUGGUGACCAAUGGAACCGAGUGAGAGAGAGUCUGACCAAGGCUGUAAGAGGAAAAGAGCUGGUAGCACCUCCCUCCUCUAUAUUUGUGUUUUGUCCUGCCAGAUUAGUCAAGUUGAAAAAUCGCACUUAAUGUAUGUCAAAGUAUCAUGCCUUGUAUUGUUUUAGCCUGCAAUUCCUGCUUGGCUAAAGUUCCUUCAGAACCUUUAAUCAGCACCUGUGGCAUUUUUCUAUUUUAGUUAGAAUGGACUGAGUGCAGCUUUUUCUGUUUCCUCAUUGAAAGAUCAUGUAUCAAUUACUUUGUCAUUUUCACUUGUCUUUAUUGCUGUCAGUUGUAAACAAAGCAGUGAAGGUAAUUUGGUUGGAUUACUGGCCCCAUGUCAAAGAGAAAGCAUCGACAUCGGCAUCCUGAUGAUUUGGUAGGCUAUCGAGAUGGCCAUCAGCAUGACAGGAACAACAGAUCAAGGCCCGUGCAGCAGCUUGACCCUGUAGCUUUGGAGGAAGAGCUCGAUGAUCUAGAUAGAGAAAUGAGGAGGAUAAUCUCUGAGAAUCAAGCCAUUAUCGAUGAUAAUAUAGCUCUUCAGAGUGAAUUGGCACGAACGAACGAUAAGAUUCACAGGUUGGAGGAAAGGCUGCCUCAACUCCAGGCUGAAAAGGAGACCCAUAUCAGGGAGUUAAUUCACAAAGGAUUGAAGCUAGAAGCAGAGGUCCGAUCAAGGGAGCCCGUAAAGUCGGAGGUUAGGCAGUUAAGAGUAGAAGCUGAAAACUUGAGGGAUUCAGUAGAGGACUAUACUGCUAUUGAGUACAGUUUGCAAGAAGACAUUAAAGAAGUAAAAAUGGCGAACAAGUCAGUGCCUUCACUGAAAGCUGAUGUAGAUAUGAUGCACAAACAGCUUCUCGAUGCCAGAAAUACACUCGAGUGCCAGAAGAGAGCGAACCAUGAAGAAGUUCAAGAAAUGCAGCUAACUGAGAAUAAUCUCAUAUGUAUGCGUCGUGAAAUUGAGAAGCUAAGGCUUGAGCAGCAGCAGGAUGCACCAAUAGAGGAACCUAGAUAUGAUGGAGGCUUUGAAAUUAUGGAUCGAAGCUCCGAAACAAGAAAUUCUAGCAGAUAUGAUGAUAGCUAUGAAGAUGAUCCUGGGGAAUUUUACAACCAUGACUAUCUCCGACGUUGACCCCUUUUAUCAGUUUAUGCUAAUGGUUUGUUGACUUGCCACUAUAGUGAUUCCUUAACAGUGCAAGCUUCAAAAGCCAAAUUGUUGUUAGUUUGGCCUAGAAGAAUAGCCAAACGACGCCAGUUCACUAUGCAGUCGUUGCAAAGCGAGUGCAAAUGAUACACAUGGCUAAGUCUUCCUUCAUUCACCCGAGUAGUCAUGGGGAUUGAUAGUCUCGAAUGUAUGAGCCAGGUAUUCUCUAUUGAAAGGAGAAAUCAUGUUAUGGUAGUGGGUAAAAGAGAGUUAACAUUGAGCAUCUUAUAAUGGUAUGUUUCGAAGAUUGAGAUCCUUGUAUUCAUGUUGCAUAUUCCUGCUACAGAGAUUAGAAUAAAA
Linum trigynum is the source of this 2590-nucleotide messenger RNA. NCBI's taxonomy places the organism in Eukaryota, Viridiplantae, Streptophyta, Magnoliopsida, Malpighiales, Linaceae. The record is from the annotation of a GenBank genome assembly.